AUAUCAACGGUAUACCCUCCUUCACUCUAGACUCGUUUCCAAGCACUCUAAACGGAGUGCUUGGCAGCAUUCGCAGCUCAGUGUCGUGGAUGCAGUAGACUCUCUCCAGCGACUCUCGUCCUCAGCGCUGCGUUCUCGGCACCAUCCACAUCAUUUUCCCCUUGGGCUAGAUGAUCGAUCCCGACAGCACUCAUGACCGUGCAUGAACCCUGGUUCGUGCGAAUGCACAGCGUUCUGCAGAGCAGAUGCGCCACCGCCUCGCCUUGACUCCGUGCAACGACGUGAUACUUGAUCGAGAUGUUGAAACAUGCAGCGAAGACAGUGGGCCUCGCCUUUGGUAUCAUGCUAUCGCACAUAUUCGUGCAGCCGUCUCACCACGACGACGGCGGGGGGGGCAAUGGAAUCUCGUUCCCAACAUCGCUAGCAACAAGCCACGACCAAAGCCCCAAACGCAGAUCCAUGCACUACCGAUGCAGUGCUUCCAGGAAAGCGUCGAGGCGCGAUCCACCCACGUUGCCACCGCCGUUUGCGCAUACUCGGCCGCAUUGUUGCCACAGGAUCGUUCUUGUGUGGGUUCAUGCAUCCGGAUGAUCGGUUUAUCCGGACACCCGGGCUUGCGAGCUUCCCUCAUUUGAAAUCUUUGGUCGUCGCCGUCAUGUUGCAACGUUUGCGGCGGUCGGUGGCGGCUGUAGGCGGCAGUCGGCGACUCUUCAACUCGGACGUCGCGUCCACGCGCAUUCAUCGGCAUGUGAUCGCUGCACUCGUCGUGAACCAAGCGGGGACGUUGGCCGAGAUUGCAAAUCUGUUUGCAGCACGAGGAUACAACAUUGACAGCCUUGUGGUCGGUCGCACUGACGUGCCAGAGCUGAGUCGCAUGAGCGUCGUCGUGCACGCCACUGACGCCAAUGUGUGGAACAUGAAGAAGCAGCUGGAUGAUGUCGUCCAAGUCGCAGCGGUCAAGAUUCUGUCGGCACAAGUCGACGCGAGCGAAAACCUCAUUGAGCGCGACUUGAUGCUUGCCAAAGUGUCGACGCGUUUGCCAGGCUCUCGCGCCGAAAUCACAGAGCUUGCAAACUUGUUCGAUGCCAAAGUGUUGGAUGUGACGCCUACACAAGUUAUGGUGCAACUGGCCGGCACCCCUGCACGGAUCGAAUCGUUCCUCGAGUUGUUGAAGCCACUCGGAAUUGUCGAAAUCCACCGAAGCGGCGUCAUCGCGAUCGACCGCGCCAUUUGCGUCACCGACCCGACCGUCGAAAUUGCCUUUGAUCGCCAUCCCCAAGAAAACCCCGACGUGGACUCGACUAUGCUCCCUCCAGGAUAAUCCAUUCUCUCUCCACCAAAUGACUUAAUUUGUGCCACGCCAUGUUAG
Molecule: messenger RNA, 1369 nt
Organism: Aphanomyces invadans
Lineage: Eukaryota; Oomycota; Saprolegniomycetes; Saprolegniales; Verrucalvaceae
Product: acetolactate synthase, small subunit
Exons: 2
Coding region: 578-1321 (247 amino acids)
Biological process (GO): L-valine biosynthetic process
Cellular component (GO): cytosol
Molecular function (GO): acetolactate synthase activity; acetolactate synthase regulator activity
Source: RefSeq, a predicted model, not a curated record